Sporothrix brasiliensis 5110 is the source of this 1272-nucleotide messenger RNA. RefSeq lists its product as uncharacterized. Gene Ontology annotation, biological process: siderophore biosynthetic process. The transcript has a single exon. Bases 1 to 1272 code for a protein of 423 amino acids. The record is from RefSeq and is a predicted model, not a curated record. Lineage: Eukaryota; Fungi; Ascomycota; Sordariomycetes; Ophiostomatales; Ophiostomataceae.
AUGGGCAGCAUCCGCAAAGACACCGGCCAACGGCCGCAAGAUACGACAAUCACGUUCCGACUUCCGGAUGGCAAACAUGAGUUGUGGAUUACUUCAGAUGAGAUCGAUUCCCAAGUUACUUUCUCAGUAGGUCUAGGGGCCAUCACUCUGGGUCGCUGGACAGCCCUGGAGCAAAAGGUCUGUGUUUCCCCGGCAAUGAUUAACGAGAAUGUGGCCGAGUACGACGACCUGUUCCGCUUUGACAUUGUCACCUCCGGUGAGCCACCAACCGGCAUCAGUGGGGAUACAGAAACUGAGGAUAUCGGUCUUCUAUGGACAGCGGUCUACGCCCUCUGGCUGCAUCCCCGUGUUCGGGAGAAAGACCUGCAUGCAGUCGUCGUCAACAGCGAGCGGUUGGCGUCUUACCUCCGGUCCACGGGCCUGGGGAUAAUCUCACCGUUCUCCUCCUCAUCGUCCACGACAACAGAUGUGCCCGCAGAAACGGUUUUCUGGCUACACCGCGAGGCUUUCUGGCAGGGCGCAGGAGCACCGAACACUCAGACGUGGGUUCGCAGUCGUCCUGAAGUCACCUCGUUUCCCGCGUUUUCGGGUGCUGGUAGUUUUCCAAGUCAAAUUGGCUUCACGCGCGGCGGCAAUGUCUGCACGGUACACCCGGUGCGGCCUCCGAAGCCUGCACCAGGCUCCCUGUUGUACUCACGGUACAUUGUGGAACUGGGCGAGCAGCUCCGUAUCUAUCACAUUGACGCCAGCAACCCGGUGCACUUCGAGCACUACGCACGGUGGCAAAACUCAGACCGUGUCAACGCCGGCUGGCGAGAACGCGGAUCGGAUGAUCACCACCGCAAAUAUCUCGCUCAGCAAUUGGCCGACCCGCACACUAUGUCGUGUGUCUACGAGUGGGAUGGGCAACUGGCCGGCUACAUGGAGAUUGGGUAUGUGAUGGAGGACAACGUGGCUUGCUUUAUGCGAUCCAACUGCAAUGUCGUUGUCGGGGAGUUUGACCAAAACACGCACUUUUUAGUAGGCGAAGAGAAAUUUCGCGGCGGCAAGCGGUACCAGGCGGCCAACCUCUCCAUGAAGCAUUUUGCCUUCUUGCGCGACGCACGGACAAAACAAAUUAUAGGCGAGCCGCAAAUUGGACUCUCAGCACUCGGUAUCCAGGAGCGUUUUAUUCCAAUGGAGAAGAAAAAGCGCUUUCAUCUUCCACACAAGACAUCUAUGCUCAUUGCACUGCAGCGAGACCGCUUCUUUCAAGAAGGGCAUUUUGUUUGA